This is a messenger RNA of Benincasa hispida (wax gourd), 1269 nucleotides long. RefSeq lists its product as uncharacterized. Lineage: Eukaryota; Viridiplantae; Streptophyta; Magnoliopsida; Cucurbitales; Cucurbitaceae. The record is from RefSeq and is a predicted model, not a curated record.
AAACUUACAAGUUACAAUCCCCUUCAUAACUCUACCUCCCUUCUUCUCUUUUUUCUUUGUUAUUAUUAUGGGGACUUUAGUGGGUCAUGUAGCGCCCGGGUUUGGGUUCUUCAUCAUUGGCCUAUGGCAUCUCUUCAACAAUACCAAAAUCGAAGCUCGUAACAACGAUCCUCCAAAUACCGUUAAAUUCCUCUCAUGGUUCCCCACUUCAAGAUUCAAGUACUUAGAGCCGUGUCUGAUCAUGGUUGGCGCCUCGGCCUCCAUAGCCAUGGAGUUAUUCAUCGGCCCACAACAGCACCAGCCGUUCGACACGGACGGCACCAUCCCUUCCUACCAUCUCCACAACUUCGAACACUCCAACAUUUCCAUGACUUUCUUUGUGUUUGCUGCCUUUUGCGUUGUUUUGGAUCGGCUUCGUCCGAAAGCUUAUUUUGAGCUGACACAGUUUGUUGGGGGUGUGGCUUUUGGGCAAGAGCUUCUCUUGUUUCACCUUCACUCGGCUGACCAUAUGGGCCCUGAAGGACAAUACCACUUGCUUCUUCAGCUUCUUGUGUUUGUGUCUUUUGCCACAACUCUCCUUGGGAUUGCUUUUCCCACUAGCUUCUUGGUGGCGUUUGUGAGAUCUCUUAGCAUUGUUUUUCAAGGCCUUUGGCUUAUGCUCAUGGGCUUCGCGCUUUGGACUCCUUCUUUCAUUCCUAAAGGUUGCUUUAUGCACUUGGAAGAUGGGCACAAGGUGGUGCGUUGCGCCGGGGAGGAGCCACUUCAGCGAGCCAAGGCGCUGAUCAACCUUCAGUUCAGCUGGCUGUUAAUUGCACUCACCAUUUUCGCUUUAUCAUUUCAUUUGCUUCUGCUUAAACUAUACCAACAAGAAACGCCCAAGAACGCCGCCCACUACUUUUCAUUAAUGACCGACGACGAAGAAAAAGCAUUAGAAGCAGCUGCCUCAACAAAACUAACACCAUACGACGUCGCUUCCAGGAGUUUCAUUCAAAUGGGCCACAAGUUCACGGAAACGGACAUGGAAAGGUAGAAACAAACUUCAAACCAAAUGGAUAAGCCUUAAAUUUAAAAUUAUUGAGUGUGUAAUCUGUAUAUAUGGUUUGUUUGAUUAUUAUUAUUAUUCAUUGUGUUUGGGUGGGCUCCACACCUUUCAUUUUCAUUUUGUGUUAAAUUUUAAGCCAAGCUUAAAAUUCAUGUGAAAAGCAGGCUUAGCUUAGCUCAAAACAAACACCUUUGCUCCAUAAUCAAAAUUGUUACCAUCAUAAUAAA